AUGUGUUGUGGAGGUCCCAAAUGGAAGCGAGAGGUCGUGCCCGACCACAAGUUCGACUUCAUCAACACGCAAGAAUUCAACGAUCGUGGGUUCAUGAUGCGCAUGAAGUACCUAUGGGUCUACAUCAUCGUCCUCAAGUCAUUCUUGGUCUAUGUCCUCGAUAUCUUCUCCGCCAUAACCAUGUUAACCACCAACAACUGGUCCAAUGAAAUCUUCAAGCAAUGCGCGAACAUCCAAGGUUGCUUUUUCAUCCCAUUUAACACUGGAAAAUGGCUUUUCGUGGGCUGUAUCAUCGUUUCCUUCCUGUUGUUGGCAUACGAGUCGAGGAAAGCGAAGAAGAUCAUCGCCAGUCGAGAUAUAUCCUACGCGUUCACCAACGUAAUGGCCAACAACUACUACUCACUUCGCUCGUAUGAUCACUUCUGCUUCUUCGACCACAUCAGUAAUUCCACGAAGACCAGCGACGACUUUGCUUUCUUCGUCUUCUUCGUCUUCAAGAGCUGGAAGCGGUUGCUAUUAGCAGACACCCCACGCCAAACCAUCAAUGCCCUCACGCUGUAUGCAGUGUGGCUGGUCAAGAAGGACAACAAGGGAGAGUGGUACGACGUCACCAAAUACUUCAAGGGAAACAGUUUGUCCACGUCUGCCUUGACGAUCACGUCGUUCUUCACCGUGGCUAUCUGUGCUGGCUCUCUGCUGCUCCUCUUCGUGGCAGCCAUCUGCUAUGUCCCGCUUCUCUUGCACAUCCGUGGUAACCUCAAGGAAUAUUGCUGCCACAAGGUUGAUAAGCGCAUUGGCGAUAUUAUGAAGCGUAAGCAGAAGGAACGUCGCGCCGCGGCAGCCAAACUCGCUCAGAAAGAAGCGAUGGGUGAUUACUCGCACCUGAAGAACAAGAAGGGUGAACUUAUCGCUCAGCCGCUUCCUCAACCAACACUACCCAACCUUUCAGUCGACGAUGAUGACGACGCUUCAUCGAUGCACACGCGCGUCGCCCCCAGCAUCGCUCCAAGCAAGUAUACCCAAGACUACUACUACGAGAAAGGCUCUGAAUACCCGCCUCCGAUGCCCGCCUACAACCCCUAUGCCACGCACCAAGGUGCUGACAGCUACGCCCAAUACAACCCCUCUUCCGCAACGAUCCAUUACGACGACCCCAUUUACCCUCCAACGCACAAGAUGUAUGAUGACGAUAACGAAAGUACUGCACACCUAGCCGUAUCCGCAGCUCCGUUCGCACGCGACCCAGUUGAUCGACAGGGUUCGCCGUACGGGUCCGCACGCGGCGGCAGCUACGAUCCACACGAUGUGUAUCAAGGCCGCGCUGGGUCAACACCGCCCCAGCAGCAUCCCGGACACCGCCACUCACCGCCAGGUUCGGUCGGUGGUGGGCUCGCCUAUGACGAUGCGAGCUCAAUGCAAUACACACAAUCGCCAGUAUCAUACACAUCACCGUAUGGUGGUGGUGCCUAUCCUAGUGGUGCGAAUCCGUCAACAGGUUCGCAACAAGCUGGCAGAGGGUACGAUCAUGAUCCAGGGUAUAGUCGAGGGCAAGGAGGUUAUCAGGGCCCUGUAUAG
This is a messenger RNA of Cyclocybe aegerita, 1575 nucleotides long. The record is from the annotation of a GenBank genome assembly. Lineage: Eukaryota; Fungi; Basidiomycota; Agaricomycetes; Agaricales; Hemipholiotaceae.